AUGAGCAAAAACAUCGAAUCAAUAACAACUGAAAUUAAUCAAACUAAACUAUAUCAUAUAAUGAUACCCAGAAGAUGUAUUCACUAUAACGAUAGUCUACAUUUGUUUCACAACAUAAGGAAAUUUUAUCAAUUUGCUCCACUAUAUAAAAGAUCACAUCUAGAAGAAAAUGAAGUAGCAUCAACACCUUCCAAGAACAAGCAUAGUCAAUUUAAAAAUAAACUGAAAUAUGAUCUGUCAAGCAGUAAGAAAAAAUCAGUGAUUACUACGGAAAAUGUUGAAAAAGUUUCUAAAUUCAUUGAAUUUCAAAAACAAAUGGGUUCUACUGCACAAGAAGAACCAAAGAGAUCCAAAUCUUCAUCAAAUGAUGAACAGAAAUCCCCAGAUGUUGUAUUACAAAGAUUGGACAAUUUAAUGGAUGCAAAAAGUCCUAAACCUAGUCGUCGAAAUAGGAAACAUGGAAUAAAAAGACCAGAACAUGAAUCUAAUUUGACUAAAUACCAUACAACUAGUGAAAAAAUAUUAGAAAAUGAAAUUAAACAAAGUAUACCACCAAAUAAAAAUGAUAUUCCAAAAUUAGCACAUAAUUUAGAUCGAGUAUUAUUUUCACCCGGUGUUCAUUUUUUACAAGAUCCAAGAACUAGAAUUUAUAAUUUUUCACCAUUUUUGAAAAAAGUUAUAAGUUAUAAAGAUUUUAAUUUUGAUGCUAUUGAAGGUUUUACACCAGCUUCAAAACAUGCUGAUUUAUUAAUGAAUGCACAAAAAUUUAAAAAACAAUUCUAUUCAAGUACUUCUGCCAUGACUCCUAUUUUGUCUAAAUUUUAUGCAUUAUUGAAUGAUUAUAAACCUUUAAAUGUUAAUAGAUUUGGUAAUAUCCCAUUCAAUGGUCUUAGUUAUUAUUUACCUGCAAGUUUGGUAAUUCAACCACAAGGGGAAUAUUAUGAUAAUGAAACCAAGAGUCAAAAACCAGUUUAUUCUAUCCUGUCAGAUAAAUCAUGUGAUUCAGAGAUUAUAUUAAGUGCAAUGGGUCAUUGUUUAGAAGUAUUGUUGACGAAUCCCGAAGAUGAAUUUGUUAAAUAUCGUAAAGAUUCCACAGGAGAGAAUCCACAAGUUGCACCAAGUACAUAUAAUUAUGCAUCAUAUGGUGAUUUCUUGAUGAGAUCACAAUUGGAUUGUUAUGAUGAACGAUUACCAGGAAAUGGAACAUUUGAUUUGAAAACAAGAGCCACGACAAAUAUUAGAUAUAGUUCUAAAGAUGCAUCUAAAGUUAAUAAUGACUAUCAAAUUUGGAAAUUAACUGGAGAUUAUGAAUCAUUUGAAAAAGAAUUUAAAGAUUUGAUAAGAACUGGAGCUAUGUUGAAAUAUUUAUUUCAAGCUAGAAUUGGACAAAUGGAUGGUAUUUUUAUUGCUUAUCAUAAUAUUAAUUCUAUAUUUGGAUUCCAAUAUUUACCUCUUGAAGAAUUAGAUAAAUUGUAUUACAAGGGAGCAGAAGAACCGACUAUUAUUCAUACGAAUGUUGAUGAAAUAGACGAAAGUCAGUUGAUUGACAAUUUACCUACUAUGAUUGGUGAAACACAAUUUAAAUUUUCUAUGGAGAUUUGGCAAACAUUAUUGAAGGAUCAUAUAUUGAAAGAUUUGAAUGCUGAGUUUGAUAAUAAACCAACACCAUUUAGAUUAAUUGUGGAAGCUUCAAAGAGUUUCAAACGUCAAGUUGAAUUAACCGUGUAUGCUGUUCCAAUAACAACAGAAGAGAUUGAAACAUUACAAGGGUUUUCUGAUCGUUUUCCAAGUGAUUUCAAACUGGAAAUGCCACAGGAACAGAGACUCAAGAAUCUUGCUAGACAUGCCGAAGAAUUGGAACAGUUUAAUGAAAAACUUAUCAAUAACAAGAAUGUAUUGAGUUACAAAGUGACUGUACAAUCCAGUACAAUUGAUGACAGAUAUUACGUGUACAGUUCAUUACCAAGCAGUAAAUUCAAUGACUGGAGAAUUAAAUAUAAUGUUACCAAAUUGGUCAAACCAAACAAUGAACAAUUACUCAAACUGCUUCAAAUGGGGGUUAAUUCACUAUCACAUGGGUUGGAUGAAAAAGAUGUUAAAGUUUCAACAUUUGCCCGUUCAUUAAACAAAUCUCAUUCAAUGUAUGAAAAAAUUGGGUCUAUUCGUAAGAAAUCUUGGGAAGCUAAGGAGAAAACCCCUGUUGUAUACCAUCCAAAGUAUAAGUUUUAA
Messenger RNA from Candida tropicalis MYA-3404, 2229 nucleotides. It is a transcript of the gene PET127, whose product is annotated as Pet127p. The record is from RefSeq and is a predicted model, not a curated record. Bases 1 to 2229 code for a protein of 742 amino acids. The transcript has a single exon. Gene Ontology annotation, cellular component: mitochondrion; mitochondrial envelope. Lineage: Eukaryota; Fungi; Ascomycota; Pichiomycetes; Serinales; Debaryomycetaceae. Gene Ontology annotation, biological process: mitochondrial RNA 5'-end processing.